GGGGCGCGGGGCGGGGGCGAAGCGGGGGCAGCCGCCUGCCCGCCGCCGGGGCCGCGCCAUGGCCCCCAAGCGCAGAGCGGCGCCCCGGCCCGCGCCUGCCAGCAAGAGGCGCCGCGGGGGGCUGGGGGCGCCGCGGGACGAGCCGGCGGAGGAGGCAGAUGAUUUUGAAGAUAAAACGCCCGGUGUAAAGAAUAAUGACUCAAAAGCUUUGGCUAGCAGGAAGGAAGACGGUUGUGAUACUGGAGUUUCCAACUCAGCAAAUAAGCCUUCAAAACAAAAAGGGGCAAAAUCUCUAAUAAAAGAAGAUAAAAAAUAUACUAGAAAUAAAAGGAAUCCUAAAAAAGAAGAAAUGUGCAGUGAUUUGCUGAAGCCCCCUCAGAAGGAGAUGAAGUUGAAGAGAGAAUCCCCUGUUAAAAAAGAGAUGGGUGAAGACAAUACUGGUGAUGAUGAUGGUGAAAGUGAAGAUGAAUGGGAGGAUGUAGAGGAACUCCAGGAACCUGCCACAGCUAAGUUAGAAGAAGAUCCUGUUCUUCCGGCAGUGGUGCUGCCAAGCAAUCCUGUCGAGAUAGAGAUUGAAACUCCAGAGCAGAUGAAGAAAAGAGAGAGGAGAGAAAAAAGGAAAGCUGAGUUUGAGAUGUAUCUUCGGAGAAUGAUGAAACGUUUCAGCAAGGAGGUUCGUGAGGACACACAUAAGGUUCACCUCUUGUGUUUAUUAGCAAAUGGUUUCUAUAGAAACAGGAUCUGCAGCCAGCCAGAUCUUCAUGCUAUUGGUCUAUCCAUCAUCCCCACCCACUUCACAAAAGUGCCUGCAGGCCAAGUGGACCUUCUCUACCUUUCCAACUUGGUGAAAUGGUUUGUUGGAACCUUCACUGUCAACGAUGAGCUUUCCACUGGAAAAGGAGAGCCCCUUCAGUCAACUUUGGAGAGGCGCUUUGCCAUCUAUGCUGCACGGGAUGAUGAGGAGUUGGUUCAUAUAUUUUUAAUUAUUCUGCGAGCGUUACAGCUUCUGUGUCGCCUUGUGCUGUCUUUUCAACCCGUUCCUCUCAAGGAAACAAGAGCAAAGGGAAAAAGCUCAUCCAAGAGCCAGUCUGUCAGUGGUACCUCUGAGGGGCAGGAGAGCUCUGCCACAACACCCAAAGCUGUGGCAAAAAAAUGCCCCUGCAAAAAAGCCAAGCAUGAUGAGAAGUCCUCAGAGAGCGAAAAAGACAACAAGGAGCCAAAGAAACUCAAAACUGUUCAGACCAAAAGGAUACACAAAUCGAAGUUGACUACAGGCAGCCAGGAACAGAAGGAAUCUGGUAAUGGGGAGAGCAGUUUAGUGGAAAAAGAUGGGCCAGUGAGGCCCAAGAACAACCGCCGGAGACGAGUGGCCUCCAAAGUGUGUUACAAAGAAGAGAGUGGAAGUGAUGAGGGCAGUGGUUCAGACUUUGAGGUUUCAGAGGAGGAGAGUGAUCUCUCUGAUGAGGAUUUUGAAACUGUCUCUAAAAGGUGGAGGAGCUCACUGGGCUCCCAGAAGUCAAAGGUAACGGCUAUAAAAAGCCCCAAAACUGAGACUUCAGAAUCAAAGCUGUCCAAAAAUUCAUGUGGACCUGAGCCUAGGCCGGCAAAAAGUACAGCUCCAGCCUUGCCUCCUGCACAGAGAAAGAGAAACAAAAUAAUUUCUAGUGAUGAGGAUGAUGGACAGCAGGAGGUAAGGAAAGUGAUGGGCACAGACCAGUGGCUGGAGGUUUUCCUUGAACGUGAGGACAAGUGGGUGUGUGUAGACUGUGUUCAUGGCAACGUUGAUCAGCCACAGCUGUGCUUCACAUAUGCCACAAAGCCACUUUUCUACAUUGUGGGAUUUGACAAUGAUGGGAGUGUCAGGGAUGUGACACAAAGAUAUGACCCGGUGUGGAUGACUGCAACAAGGAAGAACCGUGUGGACCCUGAGUGGUGGGAAGACACGCUGCAGCCAUACAAAAGCCCCUAUGUGGAAAGAGACAAGAAGGAAGAAAAAGAGUUUCAAGUUAAGCUUCAAGAUCAGCCUCUACCAACAGCCAUUGGAGAGUACAAAAACCACCCUCUUUAUGCACUGAAGAGGCACCUCUUGAAAUACCAGGCGAUCUAUCCUGAGUCAGCUGCUAUCCUAGGGUACUGCAGGGGAGAGGCUGUCUACUCCAGAGACUGCGUACACACGCUGCACUCCAAGGACACUUGGCUGAAGCAAGCUCGAGUGGUGAGGAUUGGAGAAGUGCCUUACAAGAUGGUGAAAGGAUAUUCCAACCAGGCGAGGAAGGCACGCCUUGCAGAGCCUGCAAACAGGGACAAAGAGGACCUGGCACUGUUUGGUCGCUGGCAGACUGAGGAGUAUCAGCCACCUGUGGCAGUGGAUGGAAAGGUUCCUCGGAAUGAAUAUGGAAAUGUCUAUCUUUUCCUGCCAUCCAUGUUACCCAUUGGCUGUGUGCAGCUGAGACUCCCAAAUCUGAACAGAUUGGCGCGGAAGCUGGACAUUGACUGUGCUCAAGCCAUCACUGGAUUUGAUUUUCAUGGCGGCUACUCGCACCCCGUUACCGAUGGCUACGUUGUCUGUGAGGAGUAUAAAGAGGUCCUUAUUGCCGCCUGGGAGAAUGAACAAGCAGAAAUAGAGAAGAAGGAGAAGGAGAAGCGUGAGAAAAGAGCUCUGGGGAAUUGGAAGCUGCUGACAAAAGGACUUCUCAUCAGAGAGAGACUGAAGCAACGCUACUCCAUCAAGACUGAGCCGUCAGCACCCGAGACAGAGACAGGAGCAGCAUUCUCUUCUGAUGAAGAAGGAGGUCCAAGUUCAGAGACUGCAGUAGGGAACGUGGCCAUUUCUUGGCCCCAGAAUCGCUGGUUAGAGAAAGAAAAAGAAGAGAAGACAGCCAGAAAGAGCAAGCGAGAAAAGAAAGGAGAAGCAGCACAGUUGUUCCCUUUUGAGAAACUGUGAUCAGAACAAGCUUUUCUUUGCCGCUUUAGAUGCAAGAAUAGUCACAACAAAAGUAUCCUUUGCAAGUUAAGGACUUGGUCUUCUAGUGCACUUGUGUUUCUGAGCUAUGAGGGAGCAGCCUAAUUGAGUAUCAAGAUGUUUCUUCUGCUAUCGCAGGAAAUUCCAUUCAUCCUUUUAUCCUCAGCCUUACGAGAAGCAGAUGUGCAGUUGCACCUUCUGAGAUCACUUUGUGUUUGGAGGUUUUUUGCUCUCGUAUCACUCAGCACUAAUAAUUCUGUUUUCUUUCUGUUGGAAAAAACUCGCCUUUCUGUUGGAGUUUGCUCUCUUUUGUAUCGCUCAGCACUAACACUUCUGUUUUCUGACACAUUCCUUUCAUUAGCACUAUCUUUGCCCAUUUUCCUCCUUUCCAUUUUUUCCUGCUUGCUCAGAACUAAAGCAUGCAGCUGCUGUGUAGUAGCCUGUGGUGAGCAGGUCAGGGGACUACAAACGACCUCUUGGAUUCAUACCGUACCCAAACUGGCGGUGAGGUAGAGUUCUGGUCUUACUACCUGUCCUGUCAUCGCAGAAGGGAGAAUACUUCCAAGGUGUAAUGAAACAUGCAGUCAAGAUUUGGAAGAAUUUGAAAAUGUACUUUCUAAAGAAUACCUGUCUUUUGUGAAAACUCAGUUUUGGUGUUUCUGCCUACCCUCUUCCUUUACUUUCAGAAACCUUGUGCAUCAGAAGGGAGGAGCCCUGUCCUCAUUUCACACUUAGGGUUCAGUAUGUCUUAAGUAAUUUAAAUAUAGACUUGUUGCAGUUUUGUUCUAUCAAGACCAUGUGGAUAUGUUCUGGAGCCAAACAUGUACAACUGGCUGAGUGUCAUUGUCAAGAAGGAAAUUCACCGAAACCAGAAGGUUCUUGUAAAUGUUCCCCAUUUAAAAACUGUUGAGAGAGGAAUGUUAAAUCUACACAAGCUUUUCCUGCAGUUUUGUCGCAGAAAUGCUGAUCUGUCUUUUGUAGUAUUUUUAGAACUAAAUUACACUGUCUCUUCAGAAAUACAAGGGAAUGACAGUUUAGUCAUUGCUGGACAUUGUCACAGAGGAAAGACUGAAAUGCAAGAAAAUGGCUUACAUUUAAUUAUGUUCAGAAGAAUCUAUUUUUGUACUGUAUUUGUAGAACAGAAUAAAGUAUGGAGAAAGA
Molecule: messenger RNA, 4123 nt
Organism: Falco peregrinus (peregrine falcon)
Lineage: Eukaryota; Metazoa; Chordata; Aves; Falconiformes; Falconidae
Gene: XPC
Product: XPC complex subunit, DNA damage recognition and repair factor
Exons: 16
Coding region: 59-2944 (961 amino acids)
Biological process (GO): mismatch repair; nucleotide-excision repair
Cellular component (GO): nucleus; XPC complex; cytoplasm
Molecular function (GO): single-stranded DNA binding; damaged DNA binding
Source: RefSeq, a predicted model, not a curated record